CUUCCCUGGGCGUACCUUCUCUAGGGGAAUUCUCACUGACAAUUCUGGGGAAAUGUAUUGCGGCAUGGUGGUCACAGCCACCAACAAAUAUAAAUUAUCCUCCACCACCAGCACCACUAAAACUAACUAAAACUAUAAUUAUCACCAUGUACAAUCCGUACCAAACCCCACAACAGCAACAACAGCUGUUUGGGUUUACGGCCCAACCCACAGGAUAUGCCCUGAAUUUUUCUCAACCUUCUACGACUCCUCAGUAUCAACCUAACCAAUAUUAUCAACCCCCCUUACAAACUCAGUCAACGGGAUAUUAUCCACCUCCACCUCAAGUCAAUCAAUUCAAUUCUUUCCCAAAUCAAUCUCAACCUACAGGAUUCGGUGGAGCUCCAUCAUCAAUUGGUGUGGCUACUCCAUUGGCUCCUCAACAAACUGGGUAUAUUCAAACUCAACCAACAGGAUUUGGUAAUUCUGCUCCUACUGUUGUUGAAAAUACUGAAUUGAAAAUCCCAAGUAUUAGAUUAUCAUUUAUUAGUAUUGAUGAUCAAAAGAAAUUUGAACACUUAUUUAGAGCUGCUGUUCCAAAAGGUGAUCAAACUAUAAGUGGAGAUGCUGCUAGUUCAAUUUUAUUAAGAUCUGGUUUACCUCCAGUAACUUUAGCAGAAAUUUGGUCAUUAUCAGAUACAAAUAAAACUGGUUCAUUACUCUUUCCUGAAUUUGCUUUAAGUUUACAUUUAUGUAGUAUGGCAAAACGUGGUGAAUCAUUACCAGGUUUAUUACCUGAAAAAUGGUCAAAUGAAGUUAAAUCAUUUGUUGAUGCAAUAAAUUUUUCAGUUCCUGAAGAUCCUUCAAAAAUAUUAGCUAAUACUCCAUUUGCAAGUUUUGCUCCUCCAAAACCUGAUGAUUGGAUGAAUUCUUUAGCUCCAUCUCAAACUACUUCUUUUCAACCUCAACCAACAGGUUCAAUUCCUCCAACAUCUUUUGGUAUUAAUCCAUUAACUUCUCAAAGAACUGGUGGUGGAACUCUUAUUCCUUUACAACCUCAACAAACGGCCGGUUUAAUUCCUGCUCAAAAGACCGGUCCAAUAAAUUUACAAUCUCAACUGACAGGAUUCCAAAAUCAAUUCCAACAACCUCCUUCUUUGUCUGCUCAAAGAACUGGUCCUUUACAACCUCAAGGUACGGGUUAUCAACCUCAACCUCAACCUCAACCAACUAGUUUCCAACCUCAAGCAACCGGAUUCCAACCUCAAGCAACUGGAUUCCAACCUCAACCAACAGGAUUCCAACCUCAACCAACUGGUCAAUUAGUUGCUCAACCUACCGGAAAACCAGGACAAUGGGGAUUUGUAUCUAUGCCAACCGGAGGAAUUCCUGGAUUGAAUGCAAUGGAACAACACUUUUUACCUAAUAAUCAAUUAUCAAGUAAUAAUUUACAAAAUGUUAUGGGAGGAUCAUUAAAAUCCAAUGUUACUUGGGCAAUUACUAAACAAGAAAAGCAAAUUUAUGAUGGAAUCUUUCAAGCAUGGGAUUCUUCAAGAAGAGGAUAUAUUGAAGGUAAUGUUGCUUUAGAUAUUUUUGGUAAAUCAGGUUUAAGUAGACCUGAUCUUGAAAGUAUUUGGACUUUGGCUGAUACAAGUGAUAGAGGUAGAUUAAAUAAAGAUGAAUUUGCUGUUGCAAUGCAUCUUGUUUAUAGAAGAUUAAAUGGAUUUGAUCUUCCCUUAAGAUUACCACCAGAAUUAAUUCCUCCUUCUAAUAAAUACUUACAAGAUUCAAUGGAUACACUUAAGAAUUCAUUAAAGGGUGGAAUUAAUUCUCGUGCUAAUACUUCUAAUAGUUCCAAACAAACUAAACCUGAUGGUUCAAGAUAUAAGAAUGAUGAUGGGGAUUUUCAAUAUGUAUCUAAUUCUCGUCAUAGAAGAAGAACUGAUGAUGAUUCAUCUCAAAUUUCUGGUGGUGGUAGUAGUAGUAGUAUUAAAACAUCUUCAAGUACUGAUUUAUCAGUUGAAGAAUUACGGAAACUUAUUCGAGAAAAGAAAAUCUUAUUGGCAGCAGUUGAUGCUGAAGAUCAAGAUUCAUCAAUUACUCGAAAGAGAGAAGAUUCUCAUAAUUUAGAAGCUAUAGAAGCAUUAAAACAACAAAUUAGAAUUACUCAACAAAAAUUAAUUGAUGGAGGUUUAACUAAUGGGAAUGGAUCCAUAGAUUCUCAAAAGAGUUUACUUGAUAAAUUAAAUUCAUUAACUCGUGAUCGAGUUCCAUUAUUAAUUUCUAGUAUUAAUAAUGUUAAUCAAGACAUUUCAAAGGCAAAAGUUGAAUUAUUUAAACUUUCAUUAUCUAAGGCUAAUCCUAAUUGGGUUCCAGGAAAUGAUGAAUCAUCAAUUGUUGGUACUGGACCUAAUGGUCAAGUGACUGAAUUAGAUCGUAAGAAAUUCCAUUCUAAACAAUUAUUACAACAAAGAAUUGCUGCUUUAACUGGGAAAUCUUCAAAUUCAGGAACUAAUACUGAUUUAGAUUUACAAUUAAAACAAGAAACUGAACGAGUUUAUGGAGAAAUUGAAAGUCAAACUUCAAUGAUUAAAGAUAUAGAAAAUAGUAUUAAAGAAUUAGAAGAAGAAAGUGCCGUACAUUUACAAACCACCAGUAAAGAAGAAAUUGGAUCAGAUAAAUGGGAAAGAGGUGAAGGUGUUAGUGUAGUAGUUGGAGGAUUUAUUAGAGAUUUGAAUCGAAUUGGUACUAGUACUACAAGUAGUAAUGGUACUAAAUCAAGUUCAAUAUCAGCACCAACAACAACACCAUCAGCACCAACAAGUACAUCUACUAGUUCUACACCUAUUACAAAGUAUUCAUCAUCAGAAGAACGUAGUGCUUACAUUAAAGCUCAAGCAGAAAAGAGAAUGAAUGAAAGAUUGGCUAAACUUGGAAUUUCAAGACUGAAAGAACCAGUUAAGGCUGAAGAGCCAGCUAAGGUUGAAGAGCCAGUUAAAAAGCAAGUAGUAGAAGCUGUCCCAGUUAGUGUUUCAGCUCCUGCAGCUCCAACAAAAGCUGAAGAAUCAUCUGAUGAUGAUGAUGAAGAGUACCAAGCUUUAUUAAAGCAAAAGCAAGAAUUAGAAGCUCGUGAAAGAGAGAGGAAACUCAAAAAGAAGCAACAAAAAGAGGAUCGAUUAGCCAAGAUUAGACAAGAAAUGGCAGCUAUCGAAAAGAAUAAUGACCAAGAAGAAUCAGACGAAGAACCAGUAACUUCAGUUCCAACUUAUGGACCAUCGAGUCAAAAGAAGGAAACUAAACCAGUAGUUGAAGUACCGGUAGAACCUGUUAAAGUAGAAGAAAAACCAGUCAGUGAAACACUUCCAAAACCUCAUGAUAAUAAUCCAUUUGCUAAGAUGGGAGGUUCAGCUGCCAAUUCUAAUCCAUUCUUUAAACCUACUCAAAAGGAAAGUCAAAUUGAUCCUAAAGAAGCUGAAAAACAACGAGCUGCUCAACGAGGUUUGGCUUCAAGUGGUUGGAGUGAUGAUGAAGAUAGUGAUAGUGAAGAUGAUUCACCUAAUCGAGCAGGAGCUGCUAAAUUAGCUAGUCUUUUAUUUGGAGGUAUGCCAGCUCCACCUUCAAGAUCAAAGGAGGGAACUCCUAAAGUUGAAAAGUCCGAGAGUCAAACAUUUGCUCCUUCGAAAUCUUCUUCAACUGAUGAUGAAUUUGUAACUCCUGAUCCGGAACUGGUUGAGACUGUGACUGAGUCGAAACCAGCUUCAAUUCCUCCGGUUCCAACUAUGGCACCUCCAGGAUUAGAUAAUGGAUUUAGUGCUUCUGAUCCACAAGCUCAAGCAGAGCCUGCUGCAGUUGAUGCACCUCCAUUACCAUCUUUAGCUCCACCUCCACCGCCACCACCACCAGCAUUUGAAGCUCCACCACCACCACCAGCAUCUUAUGAUGCUCCACCACCACCUCCUCCUCCAGCAGGUGUCCCACCUCCACCACCACCUCCUCCACCAUCAUUUGGCGCACCUCCAAUUCCGGCAGGAGGUCCACCACCUCCACCUCCACCUCCAGCACCUCCAUCAAAUGGUACUUCUGUUGCUCCUCCAGCUCCAACUGGAGCUCCAGAUAUAUCUGCGUUACUUGGACAAAUAACUGGAGGUAAAUCCUUACGGAGAGUAGACCCCAGUGAACAAAAAAUCGUGGUAGGAACCGUGGGGAAAGUAUUGUAG
Scheffersomyces amazonensis is the source of this 4196-nucleotide messenger RNA. RefSeq names its product Pan1p (gene PAN1). NCBI's taxonomy places the organism in Eukaryota, Fungi, Ascomycota, Pichiomycetes, Serinales, Debaryomycetaceae. The record is from RefSeq and is a predicted model, not a curated record. Gene Ontology annotation, biological process: actin cortical patch assembly; endosomal transport; endocytosis. The transcript is spliced from 2 exons. Gene Ontology annotation, molecular function: actin binding; calcium ion binding. The coding region runs from base 147 to 4196 and encodes 1349 amino acids. Gene Ontology annotation, cellular component: cytoplasm; actin cortical patch; plasma membrane.